AUGUCGGACGGCCAGAGUCUGGGACCGUGUCGAGAGGGCCAAUCCAGUCCGUCGGAAUCAGACAGGAGAUUUACAACCCUUAAAUAUCAACUAUUGGGCCCUUCAUUGACCAAGGCCGGUCAAGAGAGAGUGGACCAGAGCAAAGUUUCCGAAGUUAUCUACAGCGCAUCCAAAGGCUCGAAAUUUUUUAAUAGGGAGGAGGCCAGGGAUCGACUUUUGACGGAGAAGAUCGAACAAAUUCUCACAAGAAAACGUCAACUUGAACAACAGGACCUUUCACAGGAACUGAAACAUGCCGAUCGCGUCGUGCACGACAUGGAGCUAUCGAGAGAUCUUAGCCAACAUAUCGUCCACGUUGACUGCGACGCCUUUUAUGCUGCUGUCGAGCAAUUGGAACGCCCGGAGCUCAAGGAUGUUCCAUUUGCUGUUGGCGGUGGAGUCUUGACAACAUGUAACUAUGCCGCAAGACAAUUUGGGUGUCGAUCCGGCAUGGCCGGCUUCGUAGCAAAAAAGCUAUGCCCGUCUCUAAUUCUUAUCAAACCAAACUUCCCAAAAUACACUGCCAAAGCCCAGGAAAUUCGAGAAAUCCUUGCAAACUAUGACCCACGAUUUGAAAGUGCCAGCAUCGACGAAGCGUACCUUAACAUAACUGAAUUCUGCCACGAAAAAGCUAUGACCCCAACCGCUGCCAUUCAACAGAUGAGGCAAGAGAUUUACGAGAAGACGGAUAUAACAGUGUCAGCCGGUAUUGCCGCAAAUACGAAACUAGCAAAGAUUUGCUCAAAUAUGAACAAACCAAAUGGCCAAUACGUCCUACCAGCGGAUCGAACGUCGAUCAUGGCAUUUAUGAGAGAUCUACCAACAAGGAAAGUAAACGGUGUAGGCCGCGUUCUUGAGCGCGAGCUUUUGGAAAUCGGUGUGAGGACAUGUGGCGAAAUCUAUGAACAUAGGAAAUAUCUGAACCUGUUGUUCGGAGAGAAGACCUUUGAGUUCCUCAUUGCCUGUUAUCUUGGUAUCGGUCGCACUAGGGUGCAGCCUGCUGAGGAGUAUGAGCGCAAGAGUGUUGGGACUGAAAGCACUUUUCGAGAAAUGUCCGACAUAGUGAAGAUGAAGGAAAAGUUGAGAUCGACUGCAGAAGAGCUGGAGAAAGAUAUGAAACGAGCCGAGUGUAGAGGACGAACGCUCUGUCUCAAGGUCAAAUUGCAUACAUUCGAGGUUCUCACCAGACAGGUCGUGCCGCCUCGAUCCGUAAACUCGGCUGACGACUUGUACAAUUUCUCGCUGCCAAUUCUCGUCAAGCUCAAGCAAGAGAUGCCAAAUAUGAAACUACGGCUAAUGGGACUGCGUUGUUCAAAUCUUAUUAGCACCAAAAAGCCAGACACAAUGGCCUUUUUUGGUCUGAAAAGAUGCGAAACAGACGUCGCGGAGGGCCAGCUUCAACUAGAGCAAAACCAAGACACCCAGAUCAACGAUGAGACGCUUGCAUUAGCAGGUCUAGUAGCCGAAGACGGUCUGCUGUGCGGAAGCUCAGUGCAGCCAGGCGGCAAUCAAAACUCGACGGAGACAUGCUUCAGUAGACAUGGGAAGGAGAUAGUGCCCAAUCCUCAGACGGACGGGACAAGGAAGGCAGAGAAGUUGUGGGACUGCCCUGUCUGUUUGCGACCUCAGGGGGCCGAUGAAAAAGCAUUUAACAAUCACAUUGACCUUUGUUUAUCACGGCAAACUAUACGAGAUGCUAUUCAGCACCAGAUUCCCGAUAAAGGAGAGGCGGUUCAACCUGUUCAACCCGAGCUCAAGCGGCAACGCUUGAACGACAGGAAAAGGGGAAGGGGUUCCCAAGGAGAUCCAAAGCAGAAAAGGCUAUCAUUUGCAUGA
Pochonia chlamydosporia 170 is the source of this 1875-nucleotide messenger RNA. RefSeq names its product DNA-directed polymerase kappa. Bases 1 to 1875 code for a protein of 624 amino acids. The transcript has 2 exons. Gene Ontology annotation, biological process: error-prone translesion synthesis. The record is from RefSeq and is a predicted model, not a curated record. NCBI's taxonomy places the organism in Eukaryota, Fungi, Ascomycota, Sordariomycetes, Hypocreales, Clavicipitaceae. Gene Ontology annotation, molecular function: DNA-directed DNA polymerase activity; damaged DNA binding. Gene Ontology annotation, cellular component: nucleus.